Paramacrobiotus metropolitanus is the source of this 1647-nucleotide messenger RNA. RefSeq names its product probable serine/threonine-protein kinase clkA. NCBI's taxonomy places the organism in Eukaryota, Metazoa, Tardigrada, Eutardigrada, Parachela, Macrobiotidae. The transcript is spliced from 7 exons. The record is from RefSeq and is a predicted model, not a curated record. Bases 120 to 1343 code for a protein of 407 amino acids.
CGCUGGCAGCCACUGUUUCUAUCAGCAUCUUUCCGCAUAGACUCUGUGGUUUUUGUGGUUGCUUUAUUGAUUCUGCUAGAUUUCUUUAACCUUUGCACUGCUAUCUGAUAACACCGAAAAUGUCUGGAAAUCGUCGUAAUUUCAUGAUAGGCGUUAUGAUUGAUGAUCUGAACAGAGCCUAUUAUCAGCCAGAAACUUCAGUCGAUGGCUUAUUAGAUGCAGUUUUGGGAAAUAAGCAUCUUCCUCUUCCUCAGUAUCCGCGUCUCACAGCUGGUGAAUUUCUGGAGGUGUUUCUGGAACCGCGUUUAGGUCCUCUAAUCAUGCCACACACGUUUAUAGAAAGUAAAGUUGGCGAACAGGGCGGCCCGGACCAGAUCUGGCUAUACGGUCGGAUUGGGUGCCUGGACGACUUCGAUAAUAUAAAGCGGGCACUGAACAAUGCUUGGCGUGAUCGGGGUAUUGGAUUUGUGCGCCUACUGCUGCCAGGUGAGAGCAACGCGCUCAAAAGUGGCCAAUAUCCUGCCACUGGUGGUUCCCGUGAAAAUUCUCGCCGAAAGGAUAAUGAUCGCAACGACGACGGCAACGACAAGCGAACUACCGUUCGUAAUGGUGGAUUCGGCGGACGUCUGGGCACUGACUAUCGCGGACGAUAUGGUUACCAGACCAGCGGCGAGUACAAUCGCGACUAUGGCGGAUACGGCACCAACUAUGAUCGUGACAAUCGCGGAGGGUCCAACACUACUACCAGUUACGAUCGUGAUCGCUAUGAUGUAAACCGCCAAACAACUGGCGGAGAGGCAACUGCGCGUGGUGGCUAUUACAGCAGCAGCUCUAAUAACUGGGAUCGCCUAACUUACGGUGCCGAUAACUACACCAGCCGCAAUUAUGGCGGAUACGGCACCAGCUAUGAUCGUGACAAUCGCGGAGGGUCCAACACUACUACCAGUUACGAUCGUGAUCGCUAUGAUGUAAACCGCCAAACAACUGGCGGAGAGGCAACUGCGCGUGGUGGCUAUUACAGCAGCAGCUCUAAUAACUGGGAUCGCCUAACUUACGGUGCCGAUAACUACACCAGCCGCAAUUAUGGCGGAUACGGCACCAGCUAUGAUCGUGACAAUUGCGGAUCGUCCAACACUACUACCAGUUAUGAUCGUGAUCGCUAUGAUGGAAACAGCUACACAACUGACGGAGAGGCAACUGCGCGUGGUGGCUAUUACAGCAGCAGCUCUAAUAACUGGGAUCGCCCAACUUACGGUGCCGAUAACUACACCACCCGCAAUUAUGGCGGAUACGGCAACAACGAUCGCGACAACACUCGCGGUCACUCUUAUGCCAUUCGCUAAAACUCAUAACUUUCGUUUUUCCUGCGAAUCACCUGUAUGUGCUGAUUUUCCGCUCGUUUCUUUAAUUCCAUUGAACCUGUUUUUUCGUUGAAUCGAUGAUACGCGUUCGCCCUGCGGUGUGGAGUGAAGGCAGUAAACGUGAUAACUUUCUUAACCAAAUCUGCCAAAAUGUUUAAUCUUUUGACGCUUUGGCUGUCAUAUCUCAGAACUGGACCAAGUGUAACAGAAGAUCUUGUGCUUUGUAUGGUUUUUGUCUUUCCAGAAGAAUCUUACUGAUUUAGUGUGAAUUAAAAUUAAAUUCUUU